Messenger RNA from Odontomachus brunneus, 1442 nucleotides. Its product is annotated as trypsin-4-like. Gene Ontology annotation, molecular function: serine-type endopeptidase activity. The coding region runs from base 11 to 769 and encodes 252 amino acids. Gene Ontology annotation, biological process: proteolysis. NCBI's taxonomy places the organism in Eukaryota, Metazoa, Arthropoda, Insecta, Hymenoptera, Formicidae. The transcript is spliced from 5 exons. The record is from RefSeq and is a predicted model, not a curated record.
UACUAGUGAGAUGUUGCAAAGCUUCGUUCCUGGCCUCCUCCUUGCCGGAUGUUUCGCAUCCUUCGUGGAGCGGGUGGAUUCUCUUUUUGAUCCUCGGAUUGUGGGAGGCAUGACAGUUGACAUAAGCCAACAUCCUUAUCAAAUGAGCGUCCAGCAAAUUUUUCAUAUUUGCGGCGCCUCCAUCAUCAGUAAGAACUGGGUUGUCACUGCGGCUCAUUGCGUAACAGCGCCGGCUAACUUUUACAGACUGAAUGCUGGAAAUAACGACAAAUACGAGGGCUCCUAUUAUAAAGUUAAAAGGAUUGUUCGACACCCAGGUUACAAUCCUAUGACGAUCGACUACGAUAUUGCCCUCCUCGAACUCGAUGACGAAGUCAGAUUUAACAGUAACAUGCAGCCAGUAAAGCUGGCGGAAAAGGAACUUGAGAGCGGCAUCAUGGUGAACAUUACUGGAUGGGGUGCGAUAAUGCCGGGUGGAUGGACGUCACCGGUGUUAAUGGGAGUAUCGCUCCCAAUCGUAGACAGAAAUACUUGUAAACUCAAAUACUGGUUCGUCCGCAACAUCACCGACAGAAUGAUCUGCGCGGGUUACUUGCAAAAGGGCGGCAAGGAUGCGUGCCAAGGCGAUUCGGGCGGGCCUCUCAGCGCCAAUAACACCCUCUAUGGAAUUGUAUCCUGGGGAUACGGAUGCGCUAGACCGGAUUAUCCCGGCGUUUACACCAACGUCGCGGCCGUUCGUCCAUGGAUAAAAUUGAUCAGCGGUAUUUAACCGUUGACAAUUGCUCACCCAUUGUUAGCGCAACUCCAAUUCUCGCGAGCGUAGAAAAUCAUAUGUGAAUAUUCAAUAGGAAAUUGAUGGCGAAUAUGAUACUGCUGGCGAAGACACUGCAAACAGUUUCGACAAUUUUAAUCAACUCCGGAGAAAGUACAUUCUCAGUUUGUGUAUCUAUGUUCGUUCGUAUGUUCUCUCAGCUAAAGAACCGUUAUAGAUAUUGGUCCGUAUUUUGAACCCCUUUUUAUCGGCAAAAGUGUUUCUAUGGGUGCGUUCGGGGAGCACGUUAUCAACGCUACCGCGUUCUUCUAUCUUUAUCGCUCCUUAAAUAUACUUAAGGAUAAAAUGACACGGUAGCGCUAAUAGCGAGCUGCCCGAACACACCUUAAAUGUGACUCAUUAGUCUUUUGUGAUUGGGCUAUUUAGAAGCACUUUUAUCGAUAAGAUAGAAUUCAGAAUAAAGAUUAUUAAGAUGAAACUUUUUAUAGCUUACUCAAUGUUAUCUACGUGAUUCUUAGAUCAGUGUCAUUAUCCGAAUUUAUGCAUAAGUGACCAGAAAAUUAGAUAAUUCCAUUAGUUUAUAAAAAAUCCGAAAACAUCCAGAAAUACGAGGUGAAAUUUUUAUUUUUAACCAACAUAAAAAAAGCUUUCAAUAAAUAAUUGAAAAAUA